Gymnodraco acuticeps is the source of this 2378-nucleotide messenger RNA. RefSeq names its product myelin regulatory factor-like protein. Gene Ontology annotation, biological process: positive regulation of DNA-templated transcription; protein autoprocessing. Gene Ontology annotation, molecular function: sequence-specific DNA binding; DNA-binding transcription factor activity. Lineage: Eukaryota; Metazoa; Chordata; Actinopteri; Perciformes; Bathydraconidae. The record is from RefSeq and is a predicted model, not a curated record. Gene Ontology annotation, cellular component: endoplasmic reticulum membrane; nucleus.
GUGUCCUCCUGCCUACCACGUCGACACAGAUAAAGGCUUCAACUUUUCUGGAGUUGAUGAGUCCUUCGUUUGCCAAAAGAAGAAUCAUUUCCAGGUCACGGUUCACAUCGGCGUGGCCGCGGAGCCGCAGUUCGUCCGAACGCCCAGCGGCCCGCAGCCCGUCGAUCACUUCCAGAUAAAAGUGUUCGGGAUCAAGCUGGAGUCUCCGAGCCACCAGGUGACGAUCGAGCAGUCGCAGCCGGACCGGAGCAAGAAGGCUUUUCAUCCCGUCAGGGUCAGUCUUCCUAGCGGUAAAAUCACAAAGGUAACGCUCGGCCGACUUCACUUUAGCGAGACGACGUCCAACAACAUGAGGAAGAAAGGAAAACCCAACCCUGACCAGAGAUAUUUCCAGAUGGUGGUUGGUCUCUACGCUGCAGUGAGAGGAGAAGAAACCUUCCUCCUCGCGGCUUUAAUGUCCGAGAAAAUCAUCGUCAGGGCCUCUAACCCGGGUCAGUUUGAGAUGGACGGAGACGCCCUGUGGCAGCGGGGGGGUUUUCCGGACGCUUUAGUUUGCCACGGUCGAGUGGGCAUCAACACAGAUUCCCCCGAUGAGGCGUUAGUCGUCUGUGGCAACGCCAAAGUGAUGGGAGCCGUGAUGCAGCCGUCAGACCGCCGCGCCAAGGAGAACAUCCAGGAGGUCGACUCUGAGCAGCAGCUGAGGAGAAUCACUCAGAUGAGGAUCGUUGAGUUCGAUUAUAAACCCGAGUUCGCCUCCAACAUGGGAAUAGACCACACCCACCAGACAGGGAUAAUAGCUCAGGAGGUGAAGGAGCUGCUGCCUUCAGCGGUGACCGAGGUCGGAGACGUUUCCUGUUCUGACGGAAAGAAGAUCCACAACUUCCUCAUGGUGGACAAAGAGCAGAUCUUCAUGGAGAACGUGGGCGCGGUGCAGCAGCUUUCAAAACUCACAGACAACCUGGACACUCGGAUCAAAGAGCUGGAGGUCUGGAACCGAAGGCUGGAGAAACUGAAGAGCCUCGGAGGCAGCCUGCGCUCCACCGGCAGGAAACCCAGCAGUGUGUGUGUGAGUCCUGAGGAGGGGAAACCCGUCAGAGUUCAGAAGGAGAGCCGGAGUCAGAAGGUUCUUCGGCACAAAGUCUUCCAGGCCAGCGUCUUCACCCUGCUGGCCACCAUGGCUUUCUGCGUCAUCUCUAUCACGGCUAUCUACCUGCUGAACCUGACUGACGACUCGGACAUGAGUAACGGCAGUGCGGAGCCUUUUCAGCCGACAGCCUGGAGCAGCCAAGUCCCCCCCACCAGCCCCCCCGGCUCUUGGCCCCCAGAUGUGGACUUCUGUGAGCUGCUGUACUGUGACCAUGUGUACUGCUGCCCUCCAGGGGGCAGCACUGAGCCCAACAUCACCUCCACACAAACAUCUCAUAUGUCAGAAAAAAGAAAAGAAAAAACUUACGACCAGAUGAAACUGGCUGGAGAUUGGACGAACACCACCAUCCAAUCCUUUAUGAUCAAAGAGAGCCAGCAGGUGAUCGACAGCAAAUACUGCCUGAGAACCGAAUGUGGGCCCGGGAGAUACGUCUUCAGAGUUCCUGUCAGUCAGUUUGUCCCAGUCAACAUGAGAGUCACGCUGAUCAUGAACUCCACAGAGCUGCUGGUGGUUCACCUCUGCAGCCUCGAUGAGUCGGCGCCUUGCUCUGCUCUGCUGGAUCUAGACAGCGUCUCAGGGAGUAGAUACCCGACAAACACACAGGGAGAACAUGAAUGGAAUCUCCACGUCGCUCGUCUUUAUCACAGCUCGUAUCACUUUCGCUCCACAGUGGCCGGUCAGGCAGACUGUAAUACCGAUCAUCACCUGGCGGGGGCGCUCUUCACAGAUUACCACCUCCACUUCUACAGACGCUGCACAGACUCGUAGUCCCACGUUUAAAAGAUUUGAAAAAGUGUUUUUUUUAACACAAUAUGACAAUCAGAUUAAUUUAAGACUUACUUCUGCUCUGUUUUGUUUUUGUUUUGUUUUGAUUGUAAUAUGAGUCGCUUUAGCUGAUGGAUUGUUCUGUAUAAUAGCAAAUAACAAAAGUGGAAUUUGCCUCGAUAUCCAACUAAUAUGAGAUUAAAGUCAUACAUGUAUGAGUAAAAAGGAGACUAUUCUUCUCGGAUUAAAUCAGUAACAUCAGUUUUUUUAUGCAAAUGUAUGAUUUUUAAUGUUAAUUUCCUUAUUUUGACGACCAGAAUUACAUUUUUUCUCAAAAUAAUGCAAGCUUACUUUAUCCUUUUUGCUUUUCCAUAUAUUGACUGGAGAGUUAUACAUUAUUAUAUAUAUUUAAAGGCCUUUCGUAUCAAUUACAAAAGACCUUUGCCAAGACAUUGCAUAUUUAAGU